GGCGGCUCCUCCUCCGAAGGGGGUUGGCGCGGUGGCGGUGGCAUCCACGGCCAUGGCGGCGACUGCUGCUAACCCUGAAAUGACUUCAGAUGUACCAUCACUGGGACCAUCCAUUGCCUCUGGAAACUCUGGGUCUGGAAUUCAAGGUGGAGGAACCAUUGUCCAGAGGGCUAUUAAGCGGCGACCAGGGCUGGAUUUUGAUGAUGAUGUAGAAGGGAACAGUAAAUUCUUGAGGUGUGAUGACGAUCAGAUGUCUAACGAUAAGGAGCGGUUUGCCAGGUCGGAUGAUGAGCAGAGUUCUGCGGAUAAAGAGAGACUCGCCAGGGAAAAUCAUAGUGAAAUUGAACGACGGCGACGAAACAAGAUGACAGCAUACAUCACAGAACUGUCAGACAUGGUACCCACCUGUAGUGCCCUGGCUCGAAAACCUGACAAGCUAACCAUCUUACGCAUGGCAGUUUCUCAUAUGAAGUCCUUGCGGGGAACUGGCAACACAUCCACUGAUGGAACCUACAAGCCAUCUUUCCUCACUGAUCAGGAACUAAAACAUUUGAUCUUGGAGGCAGCAGAUGGCUUUCUGUUUAUUGUCUCCUGUGAGACAGGCCGAGUGGUGUAUGUCUCUGACUCAGUGACCCCUGUUUUGAACCAGCCACAGUCUGAGUGGUUUGGCAGCACACUGUAUGAUCAGGUGCACCCAGAUGAUGUGGACAAACUUCGUGAGCAGCUUUCCACUUCUGAAAAUGCCCUGACAGGGCGUAUUCUGGAUCUGAAGACUGGAACAGUGAAGAAGGAAGGUCAACAGUCUUCCAUGAGAAUGUGUAUGGGCUCAAGGAGAUCAUUUAUUUGCCGCAUGAGGUGCGGUAAUAGCUCUGUGGACCCAGUCUCCAUGAAUAGACUGAGCUUUGUGAGGAACAGAUGCAGGAAUGGACUUGGCUCUGUGAAAGAUGGAGAACCUCACUUCGUGGUGGUCCACUGCACAGGCUACAUCAAGGCCUGGCCCCCAGCAGGCGUUUCCCUCCCAGAUGAUGACCCUGAGGCUGGCCAGGGGAGCAAGUUUUGCCUAGUGGCCAUUGGCAGACUGCAGGUAACCAGUUCUCCCAACUGUACAGACAUGAGUAACAUUUGUCAACCUACAGAGUUUAUUUCCAGACACAACAUAGAAGGAAUCUUCACUUUUGUGGAUCACCGCUGUGUGGCUACUGUUGGCUACCAGCCACAGGAGCUUUUAGGAAAGAAUAUUGUGGAAUUCUGUCAUCCGGAAGAUCAACAGCUUCUUAGAGACAGCUUUCAACAGGUGGUGAAAUUAAAAGGCCAGGUGCUGUCUGUCAUGUUCCGGUUCCGAUCUAAGAACCGAGAAUGGCUCUGGAUGAGAACCAGCUCCUUUACUUUCCAGAACCCGUACUCAGAUGAGAUUGAGUACAUCAUAUGUACCAACACCAGUGUGAAGAACUCUAACCAGGAACCACGACCUACACUUUCCAGCACAAUUCAGAGGCCACAGCUAGUUCCCACAGCUAAUUUACCUUUAGAGAUGAGCUCAGGACAGCUGGCACCCAGGCAACAGCAACAGCAAACAGAACUGGAAGUGGUCCCAGGAAGAGAUGGACUGGGCAGCUACACUCAUCCCCAGGUUUCAGUUCAGCCUGUGAUAACCACUGGGCCAGAACACAGCAAACCCCUGGAGAAGUCAGAUGGUCUAUUUGCCCCAAAUAGAGAUCCAAGAUUUUCAGAAAUCUAUUCGAACAUCAAUGCAGAUCAGAAUAAAGGCAUCUCUUCCAACAAUGUCCCUGCCACCCAACAGCUAUUCUCCCAGGGCAGCACAUUCCCUCCUAACCCCCGGCCGACAGAGAACUUCAGGAAUAGUGGUCUGGCCCCUCCUGUCACCAUAGUCCAGCCAUCAGCAUCUGCAGGGCAAAUAUUGGCCCAGAUUUCUCGCCACUCCAAUCCCACCCAAGGAGCAACCCCAACUUGGAACCCUAGCACUCGCCCAGGCUUUUCAGCCCAGCAGGUGACUUCCCAAGCUACAGCCAAGACUCGGUCUCCUCAAUUUACUGUGGGCAACUUUCAGACUCCAUCCUCUUUUAGCCCCAUGUCCCUCCCUGGCGCUCCUACUACAUCACCUGGUGCUGCUGCUUACCCCAGCCUCACAAACCAUGGAUCCAACUUUGCUCCUGAGACUGGACAGACUGCAGUACAAUUCCAGACACGGACAGCAGAGGGUGUGGGUGUCUGGCCACAGUGGCAGGGCCAGCAGUCUCAUCAUCGUUCAAGUUCUAGUGAGCAACAUGUUCAACAGCCAUCAACACAGCAACCUGGGCAGCCUGAAGUCUUCCAGGAGAUGUUGUCCAUGCUGGGAGACCAGAGCAACAGCUACAACAAUGAAGAAUUUCCUGAUUUAACUAUGUUUCCCUCCUUUUCAGAAUAGAACUAUUGGGGUGAGGAUAAGGGGUGGGGGGGAGAAAUCACUAUUUGUUUUAAUAAGCAAAUCUUUCUGUAAACAGAAUAAAAGUUCCUUUCCCUUCCCUUCCCUCACCCCUAAUGUGUACCCCUUUCCCCUCUGGCUUUCUCCUAGCCUUCCUGCCUCUCUAAGAUAACAUUUAUAAAUGGAAUGGAAUGAGGGCCCAAGGCUUUUGGAGCCCUUAAAAAAAUUGAGGUUAGACAAGGUUAAAAAUGCCUUUUUAAAUGUCUCUUGACCAGAGAUUGUGCCGAAAUGGUUUGUGCCAGGGUCAAGGGGCAGGUGAGAGAGAUCUGACGUCGACUUUGUGUCUUGGAUACUACGGCAUGUUUUUGCAAAGAAAUUCUGAAUGGGAUGGAGAAGAGAAAGGCCCUCAUAUUUGAGGACUGUGAAAUAUGGUAGGUAUAUGUGGGGUUUAGGAAAUGAGCAUAGGCGCUUUCUGCUGCCUGUGAGCAAUUCCUCUGGAAAAGAAACUUGUGAAUAGGGGUGGAGAGAGAGAGAAGAGUGAGUGAGUGAGUGAGUGAGUGAGUGAGUGAGUGAGUGAGUGAGUUUCUUCCUUUUCUCCUAUUAGGGAGUUAUGCAAAAUUUGUCCCAGAGUUUGUGUUUCUGUGUGUUUUUCAAAGAGUCCUAGGAAUUAAAUCUUACAGGUAUUUCCUCUUAGUGUUGCAGCCAAAGAAUAUUUAAAUAAAUGUCUUUGCUGCACUUACCCAGAUAAUAUGCAACUGUGAGCAAAUGUAUAAAGUCUUCUGUUGAUAAGGUUGGUCUCUUGUCAAACAUAUUUAAUGAUAAGGCUGGGUCAUUCCUGCUAUGGUGCUCUCACCUGAUAUGAAAGAUCUGCAAAUAUGGUAGAAAUGGGCUGGCAAGAUAAACACUUUAAGAAACCCCAGGCUUGGCCAUAAAGACAAUGCUGCAUUUUCUGUCAGAAUCACAUAUGAUGUGUAUUCUGUAGAAAUUAUUUCUGCAUGGAAACUCAAUUUUUUGGAUUAACAGUCUGAGCAAAAAUCACACUGUUGGGGUAUACACCAAAUACCAAGCCCUUUUGCAAAGUAGCUUCUUUCAUCCCAUCCUCGGUGUUAGUCUGGCAAGAAACGGGGAUUCUCUCCUACACUAAAGCUCUUUCCUCGACUCUCUCCAGUCUGGAGAUUGGAUGUUGCUCUAGAGGGCAAGUGCAGUAAUCCCAUGUGUUUGAUGGGACCUGGACUCCCAUCCCAACAGGGUCACUAUAGCCAUAUAAAUGCAGAUACAGGUUAUUCCUUUCACUCUUUACCUUCCUCAGGUAAAAAUCGUGUAACCGCCUUAAAAAAAAUUGAUUCAGGCCAGUAUCUUGUAUGCAAGACUGAUAAUAAGGAGAAGACAUUAAAUGUAGCCAUAGGGGACUAAGGAGCACAGAUGGCCUUGGAGAGGCUAAGGGAAUGCCAUUUAUUGAUAUCCUUCCUUUUUGUCUCCAAUCUGGUGCCAGAUAAUGGAGUAGAAAAGGGGACGAUUUAUUUUUUUAUUCUAUGUGCACACAUACAGUAUACAUAUAUAUUUAUACCACAGUUUUAAGAAACAAAAAGUUGAGUUUCCAAUGGAAUCCUUGUUUUGUAAUAAUCGACUUUUUAAAUGUGAUCAAGACUAUAAUAUUGUACAGUUAUUAUAGGGCUUUGGGGGGGAAGGGUGGGAGAAGAUACUCUGGGGGUUUUGUUUCUGCUUUUCCUUCAGGGUUUUAUUUUUGAUUGUUUUGUUGUUUUCUUGUUGGCCAUUUCUGUACUGCUGGCAUCUGUGCUGAGCUUUACAGGGGCAAAAAUAAUGACAUGUAGCAAAGAUUUUAAAACAAAAUAUUUUUUCCUUUUGUAAAA
Echinops telfairi (small Madagascar hedgehog) is the source of this 4293-nucleotide messenger RNA. It is a transcript of the gene ARNT, whose product is annotated as aryl hydrocarbon receptor nuclear translocator. The transcript is spliced from 22 exons. Gene Ontology annotation, cellular component: nucleus; cytoplasm; transcription regulator complex. NCBI's taxonomy places the organism in Eukaryota, Metazoa, Chordata, Mammalia, Afrosoricida, Tenrecidae. The record is from RefSeq and is a predicted model, not a curated record. Gene Ontology annotation, biological process: regulation of transcription by RNA polymerase II. Gene Ontology annotation, molecular function: protein dimerization activity; RNA polymerase II cis-regulatory region sequence-specific DNA binding; DNA-binding transcription factor activity, RNA polymerase II-specific. The coding region runs from base 53 to 2425 and encodes 790 amino acids.